Paramuricea clavata is the source of this 459-nucleotide messenger RNA. The record is from the annotation of a GenBank genome assembly. NCBI's taxonomy places the organism in Eukaryota, Metazoa, Cnidaria, Anthozoa, Malacalcyonacea, Plexauridae.
AUGGCUUUUGCUCAUCAUGCCACAGCUAUUAUACCCUUCAAUGAUACUACGUGUCAAACAACUUUGGAAAAUGGAACGAAAUGUUCUCAACAACAUUGUCGGCAUGUUGAAGACAAUGUUUGCGAUCUAGGUGAUGAUGAAGACCACUUCAAGGAUCGUUAUUGUGAUAUGUGCCGUAUGGAACUAUUUCAUUCGUUGUGUGCAAAAACCGAAGAAAUGAAGGAAGAAAAACAAGAAAAAGCUAAACAAACAGGUAAAAAUUAUUUCAUAGCUACGGGUUUCGCGGACAACAAUGGCUGGCAAUAUCAACAUGUGGACAGUGGCGAAAUAUUUUGGGAUUGUGACUGUCCUGAUACUGAAGAAAUUAUUCAAGCGUGUGGCGAUAGAUGGCUUGCGAGAAACAACGUCUGCGAAAAACAAUGUACUCACCAAACAGUAAUCGAACAAUUUUUUAAAUAG